UCCAGAAGAAAAUAAACUCAAAAUUGAACCUUGAGAAAUGGGAAGUGGUGAAGAUGUUGUUGAUCGUGUAAAUUCUGAAUGUCUGGAAGAAACCGGAUUCACCGUGACAGUUAUCAUGACCGUCGUGAAUUACCACCGGAGAGACCUUUUCUCCGAGGCCCUCCAUUGUUACAACCUCCACCACCAUCUUUGUUGGAAGAUCUUCAGAUACAAGAUGCUGAAAUUAGAAGGCUUUUGAAUGAUAAUCAUAGACUAGCUGACGACCGAAUGAUUCUUGAGCGAGAACUCGUUGCUGCUAAAGAAGAGCUUCACCGUAUGAAUCUGAUGAUUUCUGAUCUUCGUGCUGAGCAAGAUCUGCGGUCUAGGGAGUUUAGUGAGAAAAGGCAUAAACUUGAGGGGGAUGUUCGCGCUAUGGAGUCGUAUAAGAAGGAGGCGUCGCAGUUGCGUGGUGAAGUUCAGAAGCUGAAUGAGAUUAAACGUGAAUUAAGUGGAAAUGUUCAGAUGCUUAGGAAAGAUCUGGCGAAAUUGCAAUCAGAUAACAAGCAGAUUCCGGGUAUGAGAGCUGAGGUUAAAGACCUGCAGAAGGAGCUUAUGCAUGCUAGAGAUGCAAUUGACUAUGAGAAGAAGGAAAAGUUUGAGCUUAUGGAGCAGCGGCAGACAAUGGAAAAGAACAUGGUUUCUAUGGCCCGUGAAGUCGAAAAGCUACGAGCAGAACUUGCUACUGUUGAUAGUAGGCCCUGGGGUUUUGGUGGAUCGUAUGGGAUGAAUUUCAACAAUAUGGAUGGCACUUUCCGUGGUUCUUAUGGUGAAAACGAUUGUUAUUUGGGAUCUUCGGAAAGGAGUCAAUAUUACAGCCAUGGGUCUGGCUCUCAGAAGAAACCUCGUUUGGAUCGUCAUUGAAAUCUAUAAAUGAUCUGUGGAAAA
Arabidopsis arenosa is the source of this 924-nucleotide messenger RNA. The record is from the annotation of a GenBank genome assembly. NCBI's taxonomy places the organism in Eukaryota, Viridiplantae, Streptophyta, Magnoliopsida, Brassicales, Brassicaceae.